GCUCCUGCCUCUCACUGUAACACGGCCCAGGGCUUUCUCUCUCAGCUCUCCCUCGUAGUGUAUUUUUUAGCCCUGCCUGGCCUACCUCGGCUGUUUCCCUUCCCCUGUGCCGCCAUUAAAGCCUGUCAGCUCGGGGUUUGGAAAUCGGGAAAGGCACAAAAAUGAUUUAAAGCGUUAACGCGGACGGCGGAGGGACGGGACUAGGGGGGGGUUGUCGCUCCGUGGUAUAUAUGGACCUUCAACUGCCAAGUAAACGGCGCCCCUGAGAAGUAAAUAUGCGGCUAGUGUCGACCAAGUGAGAGAAGCCCGAGUACGGAUUGGAGUGGGUUUCUCUGACGGGGGGACGCUCCAUUUGUUUUGGUGGCAAACGGAGGAGUGUAAACACAGCAAAGCAAAGUGCACUGCUUGCUGUGUGAUCUCCUUGAGUGUGGAUCUGCCGAGCUGAGUGCCCCUCUGAACGGCAGGGAGCCUCCCACAGCGGCGGUGCGACGAUGACCGAGCUGGUUGCCAAGUGGGCCUGUGAAUACUGCACAUACGAGAACUGGCCGUCAGCCAUCAAGUGCACCAUGUGCCGCGCUCAGAGGCCCAGUGGGGGUGCCAUCAUUACUGAGGAGCCCUUCAAAAGCAGCCCUGCUCUGGAUGCCAGUCUGCACCAGUGGGACCCUGCAGGCCUCAGUAACAGCCCGACCCAGGGGGGUUCCAGCUUACUUAUUUGUCCAGACUCCAGUGCCCGGCCCCGUGUUCGGAUUGCUGAUGUACCUGAGACAAGUAGCAAGUGGUCCUGCCACAUGUGCACCUACCUGAACUGGCCUCGUGCCAUCCGUUGCACCCAGUGCCUGUGUCAGAGGCAACAGGCGCAACAACAGCACGCACAACAUUCAACCCAUCAAGGACAUCAUACUCAGCAGCCACACAGUCCCACAGAAUCACCACAGACCUCAGGCUCUGGAUGCCGGUCUUCCCUCACAGCCACGACUACAGAUCCCUGUGAGGAAUAUAAUGACCGUAACAGGCUCAACACUCACGCACAGCACUGGACCUGCACUGCCUGCACUUACGAGAACUGGCCCAAAGCACUUAAGUGCGUGGUGUGCGACCACCCUAGGCCAAAUAGUCUCUUAGCUGAACCCAUUGAACUGGCCUCAGAGCCUGAGAGCCAACAACCUUCUUCAAAACUUAACGAACAGGACAGGGACAACAGGAGGGGUGUUGUUGGGCAUGUAGGUGGGCAAGGAGUUGGGGUUGUGGUAGGUGGGGUUGGGGGUUGUAGCAGCAGCCAAAGGAGGUCUCCCCCAACCUCUAAACGGGAGUCGGAGGUGAAUAUGGACUUUCAGAGGAUCGAGCUGGCGUCAGGGGCUGGCAUUGGGAGCAAAGAAGAGCUUGAAGUGGAUUUCAAAAAACUGAAGCAAAUAAAGAACAGAAUGAGAAGGACUGAUUGGCUGUUCCUCAAUGCCUGUGUUGGUGUGGUGGAGGGCGACCUGGCAGCUGUAGAGGCCUACAAAACAUCGGGAGGAGACAUUGCGAGGCAGUUAACAUCAGACGAGGUGCGCCUGUUGAAUCGACCAUCAGCAUUUGACGACGGCUUCACGCUGGUUCACUUAGCCAUCCGCUUCCAGAGACAGGACAUGCUGGCCGUGUUACUCACUGAGGUGUCCCAACAGGCAGCCAAAUGUAUUCCUGCUAUGGUGUGUCCUGAGCUAACGGAGCAGAUACGCCGGGAGGUAGCAGCAUCUCUGCAUCAGCGAAAGGGAGAUUUCACAUGCUAUUUUCUCACUGACCUGGUGACCUUCACGCUACCCGCAGACAUUGAGGACUUGCCCCCCGCUGUUCAGGAAAAGCUCUUUGAUGAGGUUCUGGACCGUGAUGUACAAAAAGAACUUGAAGAAGAGUCUCCCAUCAUCAACUGGUCUCUGGAGCUCGGGACGCGGUUGGACAGCCGACUGUACGCUCUGUGGAACCGUACAGCUGGAGACUGUCUGCUGGACUCGGUGCUGCAGGCCACCUGGGGCAUCUACGACAAGGACUCGGUUCUCCGCAAGACCCUCCACGACAGCCUGCACGACUGCUCCCACUGGUUUUACACACGCUGGAAGGAGUGGGAGUCGUGGUAUUCGCAGAGUUUCGGCCUCCACUUUUCCCUCCGAGAAGAACAGUGGCAGGAGGACUGGGCUUUUAUCCUCUCCCUCGCUAGUCAGCCGGGAUCCAGUUUGGAGCAGACCCACAUUUUCGUUCUUGCACAUAUACUUCGUAGGCCAAUUAUUGUCUACGGAGUGAAGUAUUACAAAAGUUUCCGUGGUGAAACACUCGGGUACACCCGUUUUCAAGGUGUGUACUUGCCCCUUUUAUGGGAGCAGAGUUUCUGCUGGAAGAGCCCCAUCGCUCUGGGCUACACACGGGGCCACUUCUCAGCGCUGGUGGCCAUGGAGAACGACGGCUUUGACAAUCGAGGCGCGGGCGCCAACCUCAACACAGACGAUGACGUGACGGUUACAUUCCUGCCGCUGGUCGACAGUGAGAGGAAGCUGCUUCACAUUCACUUCCUCUCAGCGCAGGAAAUGGGUAAUGAAGAACAACAGGAGAAGCUGCUGCGGGAGUGGUUGGACUGCUGUGUGACGGAGGGGGGGGUCCUGGUGGCUCUUCAGAAGAGCUCCCGCCGACGCAACCACCCACUGGUCACCCAGAUGGUGGAGAAGUGGCUGGACGGCUACCGGCAGAUCCGCCCCUGCGCCUCUCUGUCAGACGGCGAAGAGGAGGAGGACGACGACGAUGAGUGACAAAACUGAAGCAGAGGGGAGGGAGGGGGGCAGCCUGGAACGGGCACCACCCUCUCCCCUCUCUUUUUUUUUUUUUUUUUUUUUUUCCUUUUUUCUUUUUUUUUUUUCCCAACACGGGCAAACUGUGAAAGCCUACAGGAGAGGACAGGGAACACAAGACCCACCCACUCACCCACUCACUCACCCACCCACCCACUUCUGGCAGAAGACUUUGGAGCACCCAGGCACUACAACAUACUCAACACUUCAGCCGGACAGAAACUGAGACUGACAAAAACCCCACUGCUGCAAAGACACAGAGUUUUUGGGAGAGAAAAUAACGGAUCAGAGUUUACAAAUGCAAAUGACCUGACAUGAUUUGUGUUUGAUUAUCAACUGUAAAGGAAAAAAAGGAAUCUCUAUCUAUAGAUGUAAAUGCAUGUGGUUGUUUAAAAAAAAAAAAAAAAAAGUCGUAUAAGGAAAUAUACCAGCAUUGAUUCAAGUCAACACUUUAUAUCAGUUCGACAUGGGCACUGACAAAAGCACACUUCCAAAUUUUGAUGUAUUUUCCAGUUGUAAAAAGUUUGGCUUAUUCAGCGUUUUGCUUUUGAAUGGGCAGGGACAAAGCCAAUAUCACUAUCUGUGGGUCAGGAGGCCCAUUCGAGAAAAAAAAACAGAUUAUGUAUAAUAAAUGACUUUAAUCCUUAUUACUAAGCACUGCACAUUUAUUAAAACAUUUCUAUAUAAAUAUUGUUGCUUGAAUUAAGGUCAUAUAUGAAGCUCUUGAAAAGGGAGAUGUUCCCUUUACAAGUCCAAGCUACACUCACUAAGGUUUAGCACACAAACAUUCAUGUUAGAUCUUUUCGUUUACCUUUUUCAGACUGAUUGGACUGAGAAGAUGUGUGUCUGCGUGUGCGUUCUCUGAACUUUUAAUCGAAAUAUUUAUUGUUUGGAAGCUUAUUUGAGCUAAUAAGAGCUUUGAUUUUUCUGUAUAUUUUUUUUUUUUCCUCUUCCUUUUUUUGUGGUUUUUGUUUUUAAUUAUUCUCUCAAUCUUGAUGAAGACAUGUUGCACAGAGACACUGUUGCUGUGAGGAAAGAAAACAACAAUGACCAUCAGUGAAAAGUUUACUUUCGUUGUUGUGUGCGAUUCAGUACCUCAUGUGGAUGCCUAAAAUCUGGUGCUUUAUUUUUUUGGCAGGCGAGUGCGGGAGCGAGAACACAUUCAAUGUCGGAGUUACACUUGUCCGUUCAUUGUUAUCUUCUGCUUCCUCUUUUGUCUUUUUAUUUCUCUCUCUCUUCAUAAUGUUGUCACCCUCAUGGUACACGUCUGUUCACCUCCUAUAAAUGCCUGUUCGUUGUCUUUACGUGAAACCAUCUUUAUGUUCUGAUAAAGCCGUCAGAAGAGACUGCAACAUAAAACCAAAGUUGAACGGAGGAAAAAAAACACGAAAAAAA
This is a messenger RNA of Sphaeramia orbicularis (orbiculate cardinalfish), 4208 nucleotides long. It is a transcript of the gene zranb1b, whose product is annotated as zinc finger, RAN-binding domain containing 1b. Gene Ontology annotation, cellular component: nucleus; cytoplasm. The record is from RefSeq and is a predicted model, not a curated record. Gene Ontology annotation, molecular function: cysteine-type deubiquitinase activity; K63-linked polyubiquitin modification-dependent protein binding. The transcript has 10 exons. Lineage: Eukaryota; Metazoa; Chordata; Actinopteri; Kurtiformes; Apogonidae. Gene Ontology annotation, biological process: protein K29-linked deubiquitination; cell migration; protein K33-linked deubiquitination. The coding region runs from base 492 to 2774 and encodes 760 amino acids.